This is a messenger RNA of Metarhizium brunneum ARSEF 3297, 966 nucleotides long. Its product is annotated as Retrovirus-related Pol polyprotein from transposon TNT 1-94. The record is from RefSeq and is a predicted model, not a curated record. Lineage: Eukaryota; Fungi; Ascomycota; Sordariomycetes; Hypocreales; Clavicipitaceae.
AUGGUAAUACGUAUUGCCAUAUCGGAAAUACUAUUAGACACACUGGACGCACUCAAGGAGGCAGGGAUUGACCGUACAGAUGAGGAACCCUGCGUCUUCACCGACGGCAAAAUUCUGGUCCUUGUCUAUGUCGAUGAUAUCCUGAUCCUCAGCCCGCCGCAAGAAAAGGAAUCUGUGGACAAGCUUGUCAAGUAUCUGCAAGGCAAGUCCAACCUUCGCGAAGAAGAAUUUAAAUGGUAUCUUGGCAUCAGAGUCAUAAGAGAUCGACCAAGCCGGAAGAUCUAUCUCUGUCAAGAUGCCCACGUCGACAAAAUUGCGCGAAAGUUCAAGCUCUGCGACUCAAAGCUUCGAGUAUCAUCGAUUCCGAUCACGACUACUCCUCUUGUUAAGCAUGAUACACAGGCUUCCAAGGAAGAGAUUCAAGCAUAUCAGGAAGGAGUUGGGUCUCUGAUGUAUAUCGCAGUCAUGACCAGGCCUGAUAUAGCACGAGCAGCUACACAGCUUGCAAGGUUCCUGACAAACCCAUCACCCGAGCAUCUUGCUGCCGCUGACCAAUGUAUCCGCUAUCUCUACACGACAAAGUUCCUUGCCAUCGUCUAUUAUGGGAUGCACGUUGGAGAAGCACUUGUGAUUGCAAGUGAUGCGUCAUUCGCGGACGAUGCUGAAACCCGACGGUCGUCGCAGGGAUAUGUAAUGACACUUUUCAACGGACCAGUUGUGUGGAAGGCUGGACUCCAGGACACAGUUACGACUUCGACAACUGAGGCAGAAAUCUUGAGCUUAGAGAGAACAGCCAAGGAAAGUUACGCCGUAGACCGACUGCUCAGGGACAUUUCUCUUGAUCUUGGACCUCUCAAGAUAUACUAUGACAAUCUUCAGUCAAUCCGACUUGUGGUUGAGGAAAACCAGAGAGUCACAACGAAGCUGCGACACGUUGAUGUUCAGAACAUGUGGCUGAAGCAAUAA